Molecule: messenger RNA, 980 nt
Organism: Fopius arisanus
Lineage: Eukaryota; Metazoa; Arthropoda; Insecta; Hymenoptera; Braconidae
Exons: 5
Coding region: 100-861 (253 amino acids)
Source: RefSeq, a predicted model, not a curated record
AAAUUUUGUUACUAAAGCCAUGAACGAAUUACUAACUACUGCGCAUCCGUCUCAAUCUCUUCCUAGCGCACAACAGGAUAAGACCAGUACACCAUCAAUAUGUUCAAGUUCAGGUUGAUUUUUGCGGUUUUCCUGGCAUCGGGAGCCUCGGUCAGGAGUUUGAAUCCACAGAAUAAAAAGCUUCACCAGGAAGUAGACCGGAGACUCCGGGAGAUGGGACAGGUUGCACAUGCGAAUUUCUCGAAUAUCAUUAAAGAGCUUGAUGUCUAUCGCACGGAAUUGGUGAAGAAUAUAAUCUACGACGCUAGCCAGAAUUACCAAAAGGUCGACAGGUUCCAGCAAGAGUACGUGGCGAUCAUAACUGGUGCAGCUGCCAAUUCACCAGUGAAACUACAGAAAAGAGCAGCAUCAGCACCGAAACCUGGUGGAUGCGAAAUAGAUCCCAUGGCAGAUGUGUGGCAUCGGGGACAAAAUACCAAUCGUAUUAUCACUCAAUGCGUUCUCAAGUACCUCAAAUCGGCAGAUAAAGCUAUCAACGAAGUACAUAACGCGGAGCGUGAGUUUGUUCAUAAGUUAUACGAUAUUGAAGUCAGGCUCGAGCAGUGCAACACUCAUCACGGAAAACUUCCCGGAGGAGAUGAUUUAGCCACCAACUGCAUCCAAAAGGUUGAUGUGGCUUCUCAGGAACUGGCCAAUAAAGUUCUGCCACAGGUCUGGGAACAUUUUCAAGUGGUCGAGGACUUCUAUCAUCAUGAUGAAACCAAUGUACAACAUUGCGCCAAGGAGGCCGGUAUCGAUUAUUUCGAGAUGAGGGAGAGACCUGAAUUACAUCAGCAUAUGCAGCUGUGUCACCAUUUAUAAUAGAAAAUAAUCGUCAAUUAAUUGUUAUUGUUGUUCAUUAUUCAAAUGUAAUAUCGCUUUUUUGUUAAUAUCAAUGAUAAUUGAGUCCUGGUAUUUCGGAAUAAAAUUGUUUUCAGCAA